Hyposmocoma kahamanoa is the source of this 3779-nucleotide messenger RNA. RefSeq names its product presequence protease, mitochondrial. The record is from RefSeq and is a predicted model, not a curated record. Gene Ontology annotation, cellular component: mitochondrial matrix. The transcript has a single exon. Bases 26 to 3103 code for a protein of 1025 amino acids. Gene Ontology annotation, biological process: protein processing. Lineage: Eukaryota; Metazoa; Arthropoda; Insecta; Lepidoptera; Cosmopterigidae. Gene Ontology annotation, molecular function: metal ion binding.
GAAGAAAAGUGCGCAGUCGUAAAUAAUGUACUCAAGAAUUCAGAAUAAUGGAUGGCGGAGCCUCCAUAGUCGCCUGUCGGUGCCCGUCCGCCGGCAGUCCAGCACCAGCAUCCUCAAAAAGAAGGACUCUAUCACCAAAGCCAACAUUUCUGCAGGCAAAAGUAUGCAUGGCUUUCUCUGUACUGACAUGGAACACAUAAAAGAAUACAACAUGACUGCAUACUUCCUCUCACACAAUGUAACCAAAACCCAGUACUUACAUCUUGAAAGAGACGAUUCUAACAAUGUAUUUUCUGUUGGUUUUCGUACCACUCCUAAGGAUUCCAUGGGUACUCCACAUAUAUUAGAACAUACAGUCUUAUGUGGUUCUGAAAAAUAUCCAGUUAGAGAUCCAUUCUUUAAAAUGCUCAAUCGGUCACUUGCUUCGUUUAUGAAUGCAUUAACUGGUCCUGAUUAUACGUUUUACCCAUUUUGUUCGCAAAACGAGAUUGAUUACAGAAACCUGCAAAAAGUUUACUUAGAUGCUGUCUUUAAACCAAAUCUGGCACGUCUAGAUUUCCUCCAAGAGGGCUGGAGACUGGAACACAAAAAUUUAGAGGACCAAAAUUCAGAAUUAGUUUUCAAAGGCGUAGUUUACAAUGAAAUGAAAGGAGCUUUUUCAGAAACUAGCCAAUUGUUUGGACAAAAAUUUAUGAACACAAUACUACCAAAUGGAACUUAUGGAUAUGUUUCUGGAGGAGAUCCACUAUGCAUUCCAAACUUAACUCAUGAGCAUUUACAAAAAUUCCAUGCUACAUAUUAUCAUCCUAGCAAUGCUAGAAUAUAUUCCUAUGGAAACUUCCCAUUAGAGGCAAAUUUAAAAUACUUGAACGAAGCCUACUUGAGUAAAUACUCUUAUCUUGAUCCAGUACACAGUGAAGUUACACCCCAAGAAAGGUGGACAGCACCUAAAAGGUCAGAAAUAUCAUGCAGAAUUGACCAAUAUGGUGGACCACUGGAAAAACAGAACCAAAUUGCAAUAGGCUAUGUUAUGUCAGACAAUACAAAUGUGUACGAGACAUUCCUACUUACAGCUUUGGCUGAACUUAUGAUUAUCGGACCAAAUUCAGCAUUUUAUAAAAGCCUGAUUGAGAAAAAUAUUUCAGGAGGGUACAAUAAUCUCACUGGAUAUGACAAUCAAAUAAGAGAUACAGUGUUUGUUGUAGGUCUUAGAGAUGUUGACAAGUCCAAUUUUGAUCAGAUUGAAAGUAUUGUUAACACAACAAUCCAAGAUAUAUUCAAGAACGGUUUUGAAAAGGACCACAUUGAAAGUGUACUGCAUGGUUUUGAACUAUCCAUCAAGCAUCAAUCCCCAAAAUUCGGAUUAAAUAUGCUCUUCAAUCUAAUGCCUUUGUGGAACCAUGAUGGUCACAUAUUGACAGCUCUAAAAGUAAAUGACUUGCUGCAAAAACUAAAACAAGACUUGAUGAAACCUGAAUAUUUAAAGAAUAUCAUUGAAGAUUACUUUAUCAAUAACAAUCAUAAGCUCACUAUGUUAAUGCAGCCACAUGCGCAAUUUGAUGAGGCUUUCAAUAAUGCUGAAGCCAAAUCAUUGGCUACAAAAAUCAAAAACUUAACUAAAGAAGAUAAAGAACAGAUAUAUAUUGAUGGCAAAGAGCUAGCUAAAGCUCAGAAAAAGAAAGAGAACUUAGAUGUGUUGCCUUGUUUAAAAAUUGAUGAUAUUGUCCUUAACAAGACUGCACCAUCUUUGAAACACUCGGUUGCAGGGACUGUUCCUCUCCAAAUAUGUGAGGCAAACACCAAUGGCGUGAGUUAUCUUAAAGGAAUAGUAGGUACAGAGUCCCUAAAUGAAAAACAACGGCAGCUACUUCCGUUCUUCAAGUAUAUUCUUGACAAAUUUGACACUAAGUUGUACAACUACAGAGAAUUAGAUAAACUCAUUAGUAAGUGCACUGCAGGAUUCAGUUUCUUAUUGCAUAUAACUGAGCACAUUGACCAGCAAGGACAGUAUGAACAAGGAUUGUUGAUUAGCAAUCAUUGUUUGGAUGAAAACCUUGUGAAGAUGUUGGAUAUUUGGGCUGAAAUCUUCGAUAAACCCAACUUCGAUAACAGUGAAAGAAUGCAAAUGUUGCUAAACAACUACUGUUCCUCUCUAACUAGUGGUGUUAUAGACAGUGGACACACUUAUGCCAUGCAAACAGCAAGGUCUUUAGUAUCGUCUCUGGAUGAAUGCAAAGAAAAUUUGAUGGGAUUGAAAAAUGUAAUGAACAUGCAAAACAUAUUGAAAAAUUACCAGGUUGAAGACAUCCAAGAUAUUGUCGAUGGAAUUGGACGAAAGGUCCUGAAGGGCCACAACCUUAGAGCUGCUUUCCACCACAGCCCUACUAACAAAGAGAUUUAUGGUCUUGUUGACAAAUUUUGUGCAGAACUUUGCAAAAUCGAUGAUAGCAAAGAUGUUAAUCGCAUCAACUGGAUCGACAGCAAGGUGAUACUGGAAGAAAAAAGAGGACUGCAUGUUUCAAUGAACAUUCCCAUAAACUUCUGCGCUAAAGUGAUCCCUACAGUCACUUACACAAAUCCUGAUUAUGCUAAAUUAAGGGUUCUCACUCGAUUUUUAACUUCUAAGUACUUGCAUCCUAUUGUCAGGGAGAAAAAUGGCGCAUACGGCGGAGGUGCCAUGCUAACAAUGGACGGAGUUUUCAACUUCUAUUCGUACAGAGAUCCUAAUUCCAGAGUUACGUUAGACGUAUUUGAUGAGACGAACCUGUGGAUGAAAGAAAAUGUAAAUCUAGUCGAUGACCAGAACUUAUUUGAGGCUAAACUUUCGAUUCUGCAGCAAAUGGACCAACCUGUUGCAGAAUACAUGAAAGGAAUUGAUCUUUUCCUUUAUGGACUUUCGUACGAUGUUUGGAAGACGCAGAGAGAACGAGUUUUAGCUGUUACUAAAGAGGAUUUGAUCGAAGUUUGCGAAAAAUAUUUGGCAUCUGACGUUUUGGCUGGCAAAUGCGUUAUAGGUGAUAGCGCUUUGCAGAAAUUGGUAAAACAAGAUGAAAAGUGGGAAGUAAUUAACGGCCCUCAACAAGACACCGUUCAAACUAGUUAAACAUUUCACUUAAGUACAUAAGAGAUCACUUGUUAAUGACAGUUAAAAGAGACAACAAACUAAAGGAUUUGGUUUGCACUGAACACUGGACUAUAGCGGAAGCCGGACAUAUCUACGCUUGAACGCCUGAACGUCUAUCUAUCCAUGCACAACUACGACGCGCCGCUAUGGAUCUGGUCACAGAUCGGACCUUUUGUUUGUAGCGCAUUUUUUCUGACCGCAUAGAUUCAGGGUUUCUUAUAAGAAAUUUUCGGUUAGAUACGGAAGGCACUUCGUCUUUAAAACAUGUGUACUUUAUGUCAUAUAGGUACAGAUUCGAGACACAAAAAUGAAUGGGCGAAGAGUCUGACAGAGAAUUUCUUUGCAAAACUUGCGACAAACAAAAGCUUAAGCCAGUCUAACUAGUGUACGCCAAAUGCAACAUGUUAUGUUGGUGAUGUCAAGUCUUCAAAAUUUUAUGGAGUUUUUGUUAAUUACGGUGCAAAAAAAUUGUAAACAAUAUUUUAGAAACUGUUGGAGAAUAUAGUCUAAAAUUAAAAGGUCUAUCUAUAAAAGACGUAAUAAAGUAAGUAUGAAAGGUUUCGUCUUGACGAUAUUUGUUAGAGGAAGAUGGUCGCCUUUGAUAGUUAGUCAAAUAUUUUAGAAUUGCAUUAAUUAUUUAUGCUGUGUUAUAAAA